AUGGACCCCAACCUCCUCAGACACAUCGAGUACUUUCUCGAGCCAAACGGCCAAACAGACGACCUCGAAAGCCAACAACAGCGCCGCUUCAACCAGCCCGCCGCCAACAACUCGGCGCAAAACUUCUGGGACAUUGCUGGCCUGCCCUCCGACUCGGGCCUCGGCUCGCCGUCGAGUGCUCCCGGCACCCUGAACUUCGAUGCCUUCGGGCAGUCGUCCAACACCACCAACGCGCCCAACAGAACACAGCAACAACGGCAGCAGAGCUUUGGUCAGGGCUCCAGGGUCAUAUUACCACCUCGAGCACCAAAACCAAAAGCCGGACACGAACGGAAAAGGACUAAAUUAAGCACCGAGUCGACCCCUUUUGACAAUGUUGACUACUGGAUACAGUUCGAUAAUGAGGAAGGGACCGGGGACGCUGGAGGCUCGGACCUGAGCCACCAGAAGGGCAAGGAGGCGCAACAGCAGCGACCCAAGAUACAACACGCUCAGACCGAGCCAUCAUCCAUACCAACCCUCCGAACCGGCGAACAACAGUCGCGGCAUCGUCAACAAGCGAGCUUAGGUUCUGGACAGGCAGGGCCGAGCAAUCCUCGGCGGCGACAGCUGAGGCCAGAAGACAUGUUCGACGAUAGCGCUCUUGAUUAUGCAUUAUCCGAGGAGGGCGAUAUGACUACUGAAGACUUUUCGACGAUGAAUUUGGCCGACCAAAUGUCAAAUAUUGACACGAUGCCGCCGUCCGAAGUACCGCCCCGCGAAGGUCUUUAUUCGACGCCGCUGAGCUGGGAGAAGCCUCAGCCAGGAUUGCGAUUGGACUCCCUAAUAAGCACGCAAAAUCCACAGCAGCUUAAUGAGGACGAGCAACGGCGACUAAUAGCCAUAGCCAUGAACACAGGGCCGGUGAUGGGCGGGCUAGGAUCAGGGCAAUUUGGAAUGGGAGGAGGAAAUAGGGGCUACGUAUCGGGCAGCGGGCUACACGCGACGCUGGGCUCGGGACUAAGCCUCGGCGGGAUGGGCGGGCUGGGAGGGCUAGGCAAUGGCAUGGGCAGCCUAGGGUUCGGGCAGAUCACCGACGACGCGCCGCUGCUGAGGCCCGAGACGCCCGCCGUCGCGAAACCGCCGAAGCAGCAGCAAUUCUCGCGCGAGACCACGGAGAAGAGCGGCGGCGGCGACGAAAAAGGUAAAGGGAAGGAGAAGGAAUUCGCCGCGGAUCCUAAGGGCAAGGGCAAGGCCGGCGACCGGACCGCGCACAACGACAUCGAGCGCAAGUACCGGACGAACCUCAAAGACAGGAUCUCGGAGCUGCGCGACGCGGUGCCUGCGCUGCGGACAAUACAGGAGGGCGUUGUCGACGAGGGCGACGAAUCCAACGGGCCUGCGCGGCCGAAAGUGAGCAAGGGCACGGUCCUCACCAAGGCGACCGAGUACAUCAGCUACCUGGAGAAGAAGAACAGGGCCAUCAUGGCGCAGCACCAGCAGCUGUCGCGCCGGCUCGCCGCCUUCGAGCAGCUCCUCAGCCAGACGGCCCGCCCGUCGUUCCAGAUGCCCAACUACAGCAGGACGCUCUUCGACCCGCGGGCGUUCUGCUAG
Molecule: messenger RNA, 1593 nt
Organism: Diaporthe amygdali
Lineage: Eukaryota; Fungi; Ascomycota; Sordariomycetes; Diaporthales; Diaporthaceae
Exons: 4
Coding region: 1-1593 (530 amino acids)
Molecular function (GO): protein dimerization activity
Source: RefSeq, a predicted model, not a curated record